Molecule: messenger RNA, 2551 nt
Organism: Bradysia coprophila
Lineage: Eukaryota; Metazoa; Arthropoda; Insecta; Diptera; Sciaridae
Product: putative MFS-type transporter YhjX
Biological process (GO): transmembrane transport
Molecular function (GO): transmembrane transporter activity
Source: RefSeq, a predicted model, not a curated record
UUGUAAUAUUCGUGAAGCCACAUACAGCAUUUAAUAUAGUGAUCAAAAACAUAUUAGAAUUACAAUAUAUGCGCAGAUGUGUUUAAGUUAAAAAUGUGUAAACAUCCAGUUUUCAUUAACGUGAAUGUAGAAUAUAUUGUGAAUCAAUUUUAUUCGUUCGGUAUCAGCCAACUCGGUAUCAGUAAGGUGUAAAUUUAUUUAUUCACUUGGUUUCGUUGUUGGAGUUGGAGCCAUAUGAGCCACAUUUUCGAGUUAGUGAAUUUUAUGUGACCAGACAUACAGAAGUAUAUAUUUUCUACAAAAUCGUCACAUAACAUUAUUUUGGAAAAUCGUGUCGAUACAGUUACGUCGGUGUAUUAGUUAACGCAAAAAACUUGAAUUUAAUCAAGAUUUAAGUUAUUAACUACGGUAUGGUAUAAUAAUUUAUCUGGCUAAUAGAUUUGCAGUUCAUUUGAUUAUAACUGCCGUGACCUAGUACUUGACUGGAAAACGUGAUAUCCGAAAAUAUAAAUACAGGAAAAAAAAGUGAAAUGUGCUGUGCAUUGAAUUAGCCUUAUCUACUUAUCAAUAGAUUUUUUAUAGUAAAUUUUAUUUUGCGUGUGUACAAGUGACGUGUUUGCGAAUGAAAUGGAACCCCAAGUGAGUGAUCCAACGCGAAAAAGGAACCCCAUUACACGAGCCAUAGUUUGGCACUAUAGCAACACGAAAUGUACGAUAAAACAGGCACAGUACGAAAAGGAAAAGUACCUAAUUUCAACGGUUCGAUUCAAUCCAUGGCUGUUGAUGCCAGCUUCAAUUAUAGUGCAAUUUUGUUGUGGCUCGUUGUAUGCGUGGAGUGUUUUCAAUGCUCCGAUUGACGAAGCAAUUUCCGGCGACAGCAAAGUGUCCCAAGCACCAGUCACUUUUUAUAUUGCUGUUGGUAUGCUCGGCGUUGCGUCUGCUGUUAUGGGUCCGUAUUUAGAGCGAAAUGGUCCGAGAAAAACCAUCAUGAUCUCGUCGAGUUUAUUCCUCGUGGCGAAUAUACUAUCCGCAAUUGCCAUUUACUUAAAAUACAUUUGGCUGUUGUACCUAGGAUUCGGGGUGAUUGGUGGCUUUAGCAUUGGACUCGGUUAUAUUGCGCCUGUUUCAUCCCUGCAGAAGUGGUUCCCUCAUAAGAGAGGAUUAGCAGGUGGAUUUGCUGUAUGUGGAUUCGGAGCAGGUUCGAUUGUAAUCGGCAAAGUGAUUUUACCUUUGAUUCACACAGUCGGAUUGCCACUUACGUUUAUCGUACUUGGAUCCUUAUAUUUUGUGGCAAUGAUGACUUCUGCCUUUAUUUUCCGUGUUCCCCCUCCAGGCUAUACGGUUAUUACAACAUCAGAUACCGAGCGGAAAGCUACAGCACCACUAGUGCCCCAAAAUUCAGAGAUUAAACUAACGCUCAAGGAGUCCAUAAAAUCUAUAGACUUUUGGUUCCUCUACGUGAUCUUCUUCACGAACUCUCUAUUCGGACUACUGGUUAUUUCACGUCUGGCAGAUAUGAUAACCAAAUUGUAUUUCCGAGAACCAAAUGAAGCUUCCACAAUUGUGUCCAUUAACAGCGCAUUGAAUUUGAUCGGCCGGUUAGUUUUCUCGACACUUUCGGAUAAAAUUGGAAGAAGAACUAGUUGUGUUAUUAUGCUGACGACACAGACAAUUAUUAUCGCUACCUUUCCGAUUUUCAUGGAAGAUAGAAACUAUUGGUUGUUCCUCGGUUGUAUGUUCGUCGUUUCAAUGUGUUAUGGUGGUGGCGUCGGAAUUAUGCCAGCAUUCUUAGCCGACCUGUUUGGAAGUCAUAACAUUGGUGUCUGCUUCGGAGUACUUAUCACCGCAUGGUCGAUUGCCGGAACUGGCGGUGGGCUACUUUUUACCGCUAUCUACAAUCAUCUGCUAACAUCAUUAGGAUACACCACCGGCGACGCUUACCCGUUCAUUUUUAAUUCGUAUUGGAUAUUGUCAUUGGUAGUUUUUGGCCUGUUUUGUACACUUUUAAUAAGGACACAACAGAAAUAUCGUAUUCUCCCGCCCGUUGAAGGACAGUGGUACAGGUUUAGACUGUUUAAACGUGUGUACAUCGUUAAGAGAGUAUCGGUAUGCCCUGAGAUUGAAAUUUUGAGUGUAGACGAAUACGAUCAAUUGUGGGAUAAUUAUCUGAAAUCGCGGCAUUUAGAUGUCAACGGUGAUGCAGUUGAAUUGACGACACUAAUUGAUUCCAAUAAGUGAGUUAAGAACUUCCGAAGACAAAUUGUUAAAACUCUUGUUCAUUGUUGUUAGGGUUUAUAGAGAACGUUCGGAUUAUAUUUCUUUCUAAAUCAGUGAUUUUAUAGAGAGAAAAUAAAGUUAGAAAAUUGUUUUGUAAAUAAAUAAAAUCAAAGAACAAUAAAUUAUCAUUUUAAGAAGUAAUGUUCAACAAAUACCUGAAACAAGUGCCGUUUAGCUUACGAACUUAAUUUGAAUUUGCAUGAUCUGUUACUAUACUACAUAAAAGUGAAACUUUCUAUCUUUGUAAUCGAUAAAACAGAAAAUAAAUUUAUUU